This is a messenger RNA of Hydra vulgaris (swiftwater hydra), 1648 nucleotides long. Its product is annotated as tRNA-dihydrouridine(20) synthase [NAD(P)+]-like. Gene Ontology annotation, cellular component: cytoplasm. The record is from RefSeq and is a predicted model, not a curated record. Lineage: Eukaryota; Metazoa; Cnidaria; Hydrozoa; Anthoathecata; Hydridae. Gene Ontology annotation, biological process: tRNA dihydrouridine synthesis. Gene Ontology annotation, molecular function: tRNA dihydrouridine synthase activity; tRNA binding; flavin adenine dinucleotide binding.
UGUGAUCGAUUAUGAUGUUAUUUAUCUAAUUAUCUUUCAGCAUUAAAUUGAAAGAAUGAUAUUAACUUAUUCUAAUAAAAUUAUAUUGGCACCUAUGGUGCGAAUCGGAACACUACCUUUUAGAUUACUUGCACUCAGAUAUGGUGCUGAUAUUGUAUACACUGAGGAAAUAAUUGAUUACAAGAUGAUUGAAUGUAAAAGAAUUGAAAAUAAGUUACUUGAUACAAUAGAUUUCUUAUUGGCUGACGGGACUGUAGUGUUUCGCACCUGUAAAGAAGAAAAAGGAAAAUUAGUAUUUCAAAUGGGAACAAAUAAUGCUGAAAGAGCAUUAAGUGUUGCACAAAUGUUAGAAAAAGAUAUUGAUGGCAUUGACAUUAAUAUGGGUUGUCCUAAAGAAUUCUCUGUCAAGGGAGGUAUGGGUGCAGCUCUUUUAACACAACCUGAUAAAGUGAAGCAGAUAUUAACAGGACUUGUUCAAAAUCUCUCUAUACCAGUUACUUGUAAAAUAAGAAUUCUACCACAGCUAAGUGAUACCAUUGAGUUAGCUAAAUUAAUAGAGGCUACUGGUGUAAAAGCUAUUGCCAUCCAUGGCAGAACAAAAGAUGAGCGAUCUUCAUCCCCCUGUCACAAUGAUUACAUAAAAGCUGUUGCAGAUGCUGUAAAUAUUCCUGUAAUUGCCAAUGGUGGUUCUCAAGAUAUUAAAACAUAUUUUAAUAUUGCGAAGUUUAAAGAAGAAACAGGUUGCUCCUCUGUUAUGAUUGCUCGAUCUGCUCAAUGGAAUCCUUCUGUAUUCAGGAAAGAAGGAAUUCUCCCAUUAAUCGAUGUAAUAAAAGAAUACAUAAAAGUUGCAUUGAUUUUUGAUGCAUGUUUUACCAAUAUAAAGUAUGUUUUAUGUAAAAUGUUUGGCAAUACUGCCGGAUCAGAAUUAGGAAAAAGGUUAUCUGCAUCAGUCAAUUUGCAAGAUAUAUGUGAAACAUUUGAUCUUGAAGAUUUUCGCCAAAAUCUUUUGAAGGAAAGAGAGAUUCGUCGCACUGAAUUAGAGAGUGAACCAUCUCUUAAAAAGUUUAAAUCAAGUAAUUGUAUUGUUUUGGACGUGACUUACAAUAGGAAGUGGUACCCAAGAACGUUAAGUCCAUUACAAAAGGUCUACGACUAUUGCAUGCGGGAAGGAUUAAAACAACCUGUUCUGAAAACAGAAACGAGUACAGACAAGCUAUUUAAAUCUGAAAUUUUAGUAGAUAAUGUUCUUUAUACAACAAAAUUAUGGGCAAAAAGAAAAAAAUCUGCAGAACAAGGUGCUGCAAUAGCAUUUCUACAUUAUAAUGGAAUGCAUGAUGGAAGAAUUAAAGAGGAAUGAUUUGAUAAAUUUUUUGGAGCGAAUAAGUUAAUAUAACAUUUAAAUGCUUUCGUAUAAAAAGUGUACAAAUUUUUACAUUAGUGGUCAGAGUCGUAAAACGGGUCGUUAUUACACAGUAGGCAAAAAAUCAUAUAAAAAACAUUGGCUUCAAUUUGGAUGAAACAAGAUAAAUUAAAAGAAUACACUAUAAAUAGAAAAAAUCCCAAAAUAUUAGUUUGAUUUGAUAUGUAUUUCUAAAGAUAUUGAUAUUCAAUGUUACAUACUUAGAUUAAAAAUAUCGGUUUUGCCUGA